This is a messenger RNA of Candoia aspera, 1494 nucleotides long. RefSeq names its product ankyrin repeat domain 34B (gene ANKRD34B). The coding region runs from base 1 to 1494 and encodes 497 amino acids. The record is from RefSeq and is a predicted model, not a curated record. Gene Ontology annotation, molecular function: protein binding. Lineage: Eukaryota; Metazoa; Chordata; Lepidosauria; Squamata; Candoiidae. The transcript has a single exon.
AUGGAAGAAGCCACAGAGUUUUCAUCAAAUGGCAACUCUUUGAUUAAAGCUGUUUAUCAGAGAAGACUUCGCCUUACAAGAUUGUUGUUAGAAGGUGGGGCCUACAUUAAUGAAAGCAAUGACCAUGGUGAAACACCUUUAAUGGUUGCUUGUAAGACAAAGCAUGUAGACCAUCAGAGUGCUAGCAAAUUCAAAAUGGUGAAAUACCUUUUGGAAAAUAAUGCAGAUCCAAACAUACAGGACAAAACUGGAAAGACAGCGUUGAUGCAUGCCUGCUUGCAGAAAGCUGGCCCUGAAGUGGUUUCUUUACUAAUUAAAAGUGGAGCUGAUUUGAGUUUACAAGACCAUUCAGGAAACUCAGUUCUUCUGUAUUCAGUGAAUUCGGAGGAUAAGGAAACUCUAAAAGUUGUUCUAGAUGCUUGUAAAGCAAAAGGGAAAGAAGUUAUAAUAAUUACAAAAGACAGAUCUCCAUCUGGAAAGCAAAGAACUAGGCAGUUCUUAAAUGUGCCUCCUCCUGAUAUUGAUGAAUCUCAGUUUCCAAGUUCUUGUACUUCUCCAUCAGAAGUAGAAGUUAAAACAACUUUGCCCCCUUCCACAAAUUCAAAUGACACAAAAGAGUCUCUGUUUAAUUUCAAAGAACUGAAUCAUCCUGGAAGAAAGGAAGGUGUAUCUGAACAACAUUCUCCUUCAACACAUACAGGCCCUCAGAUGCCAAAUACCAAAAUUUAUUCUGAACCUUGGAUGAAGACUUCCCCUUCAGUCUUGAAUCAGAAUCAAAUACCUUCUUUACAAGAACUUCAUGAUAUAACACCAGAAGAGGAGUUGUGUCUUAAAAUCAGUAGUCUAGACCUUUCUAAGAGAUUUAUCACUACACGUCACAGCAUUGAUAUUAAGGAUACCCUUAAUUUCUUGAAAAAUUUUGAACAAACUGCCUCAAGAAAGAUGUCAUAUGAUGAAAUAAACUCUAAUUCACUUUUUGGUGAGACUAGUCGGAGUGAAGUUCCUUCAGACCAAAAUUCAGAUUUGACCCAUAUGAGCUUCAUUUCCACCCUGAAAAGCAUUGUUCAAAGAAGAAACCUGGGUGCAAACCACUAUAGUUCUGAUUCGCAGUUAACUAGCUUAGGCCCUGUUACAGAAGACAGCAAGUUACUUCCAGGGAAGAAAAAGUUUCUUUCACCAUCUCCAUCAUUGUCUUCAAGUUCCAGAGAAUUGAUUGAAAGCAUGCCUCCCAGUUUCUUAAGCAGGAGAAAUCAUGCUAUUCUAGAGAGACGGGGUUCAGAUCACACUGCCCUGGCUAGACCUAACUUUCUCCCCCCUUUAAAUGUGAACCCUCAUUCCCCAAUCUCUGAUAUCUACAAGACUGUAUCUUCCUGUGGACAAAAAACCUUAAUUCCAACAGCACCUGCUUACUCUAAAGACUUCAAAAGCACAACCCUGUUGACAAGAAGGCAGUCUUUACAAACUGAGCAGAUCAAGCAGCUGGUGAAUUUUUAG